AUGGAUGAGCACUUCAAUUCACUUCAUGGACCGAACACCGCAGGCGAUGAGAAUGGUCACAGUGCGGCUGCGGAGUCCCAACCUCAUACGCACGACGAGAGCGCAGGCGCAGAAACUCAAGACGAAUCUUUGGAAGAAAACCUCCAUCCCUCUCAAUCUAAACCAGACAAGAAUUCGAUUCCUAUGCAGAAAAGAAGGAGGGUCACCCGAGCAUGCGACGAAUGCCGCCGGAAGAAAAUCAAAUGCGAUGGGAAGCAGCCAUGUACCCACUGCACAGUGUACAGCUACGAGUGUACGUACGAUCAACCCUCGAACCGUCGUCGAAACCCCACCCCACAGCAUGUUGAGGCCUUGGAAGCGCGCCUCCACAAAGUCGAAGAGAUCCUUCAAUUCCUGGCCCCUGACCUCGAUUUGAAUGAUCCUCACUUACUCGCCACCGACACCGAGCAGAUAGUUGCGGCACUGCGACGGGAUGGAUUACCGGAUGGACCAACCUCAAAACCCCCAGCAAGCAAUGCGCCACAGCAAGACACAUGUGCCGAUGGUGCCGAUGGUUCGUUCUUGGAGACAAUGAUGGAAAACUCCGGUUUCUUAGACGUUGAUGAUCAAGGCCAUUGGGACUACCACGGCCAUUCGUCAAGUAUCAUAUUCAUGCAACGACUGCGGAAACAAAUCGGAAAUGUUUUUUCCGUACCUCUGCGCCCCUUGAACAAGCCCGUGCCAAUUAUGCAGAUGUUCGAAAGUCCCAAGUCGCAAUCAGAGUCUCCGCAGGACAUGAAUGGCCACAACCUGCCUCCAACUCAUGAUCUGCCCGCGAAAGAUGUCGCAAUGAGGCUUUGUCAGAGCGCUUUCGGCCACGCCUGUAUUCUCAUGCGUUUUAUUCACGAGCCAACUUUUUGGUCAACCUUUGACCGUGUAUACGCAAAUUCUUACGAACAAUUUACAAAUGAAGAACACACUUUCUUGCCCCUUUUAUAUGUCGCAAUGGCUGUUGGAUGCCUUUUCUCAAGCAGUGAUGUCGAGAGCGCUAUUGACAGGACGGGCUACGAGGGGGCCAUUGGCCAGGGGUUUCAAUAUUUCAGAGCAGGCCGUCAUCUACUCGAUAUCACAGACUGCCGGGAUUUAAUCACUCUACAGGCUAUUUGUUUCAUGGUCUUGUUCCUCCAAUCCACAGCAAAAUUGAGCACCUGUUAUUCAUAUGUGGGGAUUGCUCUGCGGGCUGCCCUUCGCUUAGGCCUCCAUCGAAAAGUCGACGCCAACUUUGAUCCUGUGGAGAAUGAACUUCGAAAACGUAUAUUCUGGACAGUUCGAAAGAUGGACAUCUAUGUCAGCAGUCUUUUAGGGCUGCCACAGAUGGUGAGCAGCAAGGAUAUUGACCAGGAGUAUCCACUAGAUAUAGAUGAUGAGUUUAUCACUCAUACGGGCAUCCUCACCAUGCCGUCUGAUCGCGUAUCAUUCAUGGCAGGAUCAAACGCACAGGCUUCCCUAAGCGACGUUAUGAUCAAAGUGGUCAAAUACAUCUACCCUGUUAAACUAGCAGAACACCAGUCGAAGGCUGAUCACACUUAUAUGAUCAGCCAUGCCAAAAUUCGGGAGAUUGAGAGGGAUCUUCAGGUAUGGAUGGAAAAUUUGCCCACUACACUGAGGCCAGGCAGUGAAGUCAGUCCCGAAUAUGAACGUAUGCAACAAUUGCUUCGGAUCAGCUAUGCUCACGUGCAGAUGCUGAUGUACCGACCUUUCCUGCACUACGUAGCAAACAGCUUUCAUAAUCAGAGUAUCGACAAGCGCUCCUAUGCAUGCGCUGCGGCGUGCAUUAGUGUUUCUCGAAAUGUGGUUCAUAUUACGGCUAGCAUGUAUCGGAAGGGUCUGCUCAAUGGAUCCUACUGGUUUGUCAUGUACACGACAUAUUUCGCUAUCCUCUCGUUGGUAUUUUUCGUUCUCGAGAAUCCGGAUUUAUCAACGGCCAAAGAUGGUAUUCUCAAAGACGCCCUAGAAGGAAAAACAACUUUAGCAAUGUUGGCUAAGAAGAGCAUGGCUGCAGACAGAUGCGCUCAAAGCUUGAUUGGUCUUUUCAAGCAACUUCCCGAGAAGCUCAAAAGCCGUCAAACUUCAGCGGCGCAUCAUGUAGUAAACUUGAAGCGGCCGCCGCCCUCGAAUACACCAGCUAAAACGAGAGUGCAACGGCCUUCCUCCAUGUCUUUGCCGUUUGAGACGCCACAACGAUCAAACUCUUUCCCGACGAAACUAAGAGCUCCGCAAGAAAGGCAGGCAAAUGAGUUUAACAACAACAAUAAUAAUACGAAGAAGAGUAUUGACGACACCUUGCCUAGGCGGUCACAAACUUGGCUUUGGGAUGGUACCUCAGACUCGACCGAAUCUCCCGCGUCGAUGUCGCCUUCAUUUUCUCAUCAAAGUAGCCCGGCGGCAAGCCAGUCUUUGACUCAGCCACCGGCGCAGCAGCCGUUUGUCCCAUCACAGCAACCCUGCACCAAUCAGGUUCUUCCGGAUCUCAUGCCUAUAAUGUUCCCGUCAGGUGAUCAGCUCGCUUACCCUGCACAGCCUAUGUCCACUCUUGAGGAUGGUCAUUUUAGGGAAGACAUAUCAAAUUCACCCAUGCAGUAUACCCCUGAAUCCCUUGUGCAGGGAAAUGCGCCUGCUGCUCUCAGUGGAGGCUUUUCUCAUAACACAUCAUCAAAUAACUUUGAUGGAUUUUCUGGAAUUCAAGGAUUACAUGGGCCACUUCCUACAAGGAGUGCUACAACGCUAGCGCCUCACCUCCAGCGUCUAGGACUCGAAACACAACUAUAUUCCCCCGCGACACAAAGCUCCUCAACACCUGAUACUUUGCAAAGUCCUGACCUAGUAUCCCUUCCUCAUAACUACGUAUGGCAAAGCUUUGGCCCCUCGACUCAGAACACUGCCCGCGAGCAGUUAAUGAAGGAGAAAUCGGCUCCUGGGGACAGCAAUCUGACGAUAGAUGAUGUGGGAGUGACAUCUAUGGGCAUGGGCUUCGAUAUGGAUGUAAAUUUUGGCGAAAUUCUCGGAACGAAUCCCAGCAAUACUUCCGCUAUGAAUGAUGACUGGAGUCAAUGGAUGAAUACUGGCGUUUGA
Molecule: messenger RNA, 3111 nt
Organism: Talaromyces atroroseus
Lineage: Eukaryota; Fungi; Ascomycota; Eurotiomycetes; Eurotiales; Trichocomaceae
Exons: 5
Coding region: 1-3111 (1036 amino acids)
Biological process (GO): positive regulation of transcription by RNA polymerase II; DNA-templated transcription
Cellular component (GO): nucleus
Molecular function (GO): zinc ion binding; DNA-binding transcription factor activity, RNA polymerase II-specific; sequence-specific DNA binding
Source: RefSeq, a predicted model, not a curated record